Molecule: messenger RNA, 1388 nt
Organism: Owenia fusiformis
Lineage: Eukaryota; Metazoa; Annelida; Polychaeta; Sabellida; Oweniidae
Source: the annotation of a GenBank genome assembly
GUAUACUUGAGGUAAUUAAUGGAAAACGAUGUAUCUUUACAAAUUCUUUGAUAAGAACGAUGUUAAAGCACAAAGUGAAGCACUGGAUGUUAGUAAAGUGAGAAUAUAGGUGAAUGUGAAGUUCCUCAAUCGGGAUACACCACUAAUCAGGAAGUUCAACCUGAAAGGAAAUCUUAAAAUAAGAAUUUAAUAUGCGUUUGCGCUGCUUCAUCAUAAUUAAAACAGGUAUAAUCGAAACAACGUUAAAACAGCAUGCUGUAAUGUAAAGAUCGGUUGUUAUGGCAACAAAUGAAAUGAUGACAUUUCUUAUGGCAACGGGACUGAUACAUGUAAUAUACGUUGUCUCUUUAAGUCACGCAGCCCAUACACCAGCUGUACCAGCGUCGUCUUCGACAAGUAACAGCCCGAGUACCCACGGCCGUAAUAAAUGGCUUACAUGGAACCAUAGAGGAGUCAGAAUAACUUUAUCAACGUCUUCUACGGAACGACCAGCAACAAUAACUGCAUCUAUGUCUGGACAUCUGCAUCCAACCAAGAGUCAACCGAAUUACGACGCGACCAUGGUCUCAAUCAGUCCAUCUCGAAACACAUGGCAGCACAUUAGACCAACCUGGAGGCCUUCGACCACACACGCAUAUGGUUACCAUCCCAACCGUCGCUACAGAAUCAGAUCUAGAGACAGAUACUUACUCGCCGGAUGGCACGUGGUUCAUACAACGUUGUCUCCAGGUGCGAACAACGUACCACGAUUACGUACGGCAGCACUGAAAGGGGCCACCUCUGAUGACCUGGGCGCUGCUGCUAUCAUUGGAUUGACCGUAAUUUGCCUAACCGUCUUAACGAUGGUUGCCAUAGGCGGUUUCUUGAUAUACCGCAGAGUAAGCGUUCUGAAUCUACCCCACACAAGCCUACAUGAGGAUGACAUGACUGAAGCAAUGGUCGCCAUGCCAACAGUAUCACCGCCACCUAUUGAGCCAAAAGCAGACGACACACCUCCAUCACAAAAAGUAUCCACUGCAUCGUAUGAGGUUCCAUGUGAAGUUAACACAAGAGAGAUUGAGCAUGAGGAAAACCAGAGAGCUGCAGUUCAGGAAUACUCUACCUUAGUAGCGGGUCAAACGGGUGAUCUUAGUGCAAAUAUUAACAUCAGUGCCAGUCCGGGAAAUGAUGAUGAAGUGUACGAGGAGAUUGCUGAAUAUAUCCAAAGUCCUUAACAUUCACAUCCCUGCAAUCUGAUGAUUUAUAAAUUAGAUAAUUAUUUUUCCACUGAUUAAUCUAGCAUCUGUUAACUCGGUUUAGAACAUUAUUUAUGAAAUAGAGCAGACCCGGGAGCAAAGUACUUAGUAUAAAUACUAAGCAUUUUACUAAGCACUUAACUUAUUUCAACC